AUGGCUCCCAAGAAGGAAGUGAAAGAGAAACAAGUGAAAGGGGAUGAGGCCGAGGAGAUGGUCCUGAAUUAUAUGAAAGAGACCAAUCGGCCUUAUGCUAAUGCCGACGUAUCUGCAAACCUAAAAAACAGAGUACCUAAAGCAGCUGCUGUCAAAGUGCUCGCUACACUCGCUGAGAAAGGUCAACUCACGGUCAAGCCGUAUGGUAAACAGCUCAUCUACUUGUACAAUCAGUCUCUCCUUGAUGUUCUCGCCCCUGAGGAGGUGGCAUCUCUUGACGAGGAGAUCAAAGAAACCAAGAGCGAAUUGGAAGAGAGAAGGAAGGAAUUGAAGAGCCUCCAAUCGGAACUCGUAUCCAAAGAAGCGUUACCCAAAACGAAAGAUCUCGCCAAAGAGAUCGAAAAGGUUAAAGCUGAUAACGAGAUCACGCUGAAAGCUCUCGCACCGUUCCGAUCAACUUCCGAUGGAGAGGCAGCUGUCAACCCUCUUUCAGCCGAGGAGACUAAGAAGAUUAAUAUGGAGUUUACCAAGUGGAGGAAGGAAUGGGUAGACAGAAGAAAGAUCUACAAGGAAUUACUCGGCAUGCUCACUGACGGAGGUCAAAUCGAUAACGUCCAAUCAUUCGAGGAAGAUCAAGGUAUCACACCUGACGACGACGAUGCGAAAGAAGUCGAACAAGGUGAAUUCGUCAAAGUUCCCCUUCCGAUCAGACCAACAAAUAACAAGAGACCUAUGAGCGUGGGCGCUCAAAAGGUAACGAAUGGUCCAACCAAAAGGAACAAUUCGGAUGUUCCGCCUCUCAGUCAAGAGGAUGUCAGUGGGGCCAAGAAGAAGAAAGCUAAGAAGGCGUAG
Molecule: messenger RNA, 852 nt
Organism: Kwoniella botswanensis
Lineage: Eukaryota; Fungi; Basidiomycota; Tremellomycetes; Tremellales; Cryptococcaceae
Exons: 10
Coding region: 1-852 (283 amino acids)
Biological process (GO): homologous chromosome pairing at meiosis; meiotic joint molecule formation; meiotic strand invasion involved in reciprocal meiotic recombination
Cellular component (GO): DNA recombinase auxiliary factor complex; condensed nuclear chromosome
Molecular function (GO): recombinase activator activity; double-stranded DNA binding
Source: RefSeq, a predicted model, not a curated record